Drosophila gunungcola (fruit fly) is the source of this 1323-nucleotide messenger RNA. RefSeq lists its product as uncharacterized. NCBI's taxonomy places the organism in Eukaryota, Metazoa, Arthropoda, Insecta, Diptera, Drosophilidae. The record is from RefSeq and is a predicted model, not a curated record.
CUUUCAAGAUGUUUAUUGUUCGUUGAGCAGCGGAGGAAAACUAUUAACAAAAUGUCUUUGACGCCGAGCACUCGACGCAUUUUUUUCAUACUUGCACUUUUCAAUUUGUUGGACCAAUAUUAUUGCUCUGAGUUUGUGAAUAAAAGUCAGGAUUCCCUGCUGGCUGAGGCUCAAAUAAAAAUCCUUUUACUGACUCUCUUGGGUCUUGGCCUUCUGAUUCUUUUGGGCUUAUUGGGUGAGUUUAUGAUUACCAUUCCGUUGACCAACGCUCACGGAGCGGAGAUUUCCGAUUUCCUCCGGUCAGGAUGUAUCUGUUGUUUCUUCCGGAUUCCGGAGGAAAUGCCACCGACAUCCGAUGGCCUCGAUGUCUACGCCCCGCGAACCCAAAGCAUCGUAUGGCCCACUUUGCCCCAGGAGACGGCCCACAUCCUGGAGAUGACCUUCAUUCACACCACCAAGGUCGGCUGCCUAUGCUCCGAUUGUCGCAUCGCCAGGAACUCACUGUGCAUCGAAAGCUGUGGGGUCAUCACGCAGUAUUUAAGGAGCCUACAAAUUACUGCCUUUCUUCUAGGAAAUAAUAUAAAAUCAUUGCAUUGGAACAAUCGUCGGAACACCAUGAUUCUGUUCGCCCAAAGAAACACAGCCAGGUGGAUCUUUCUGAUGGUCACCUCGAUUUGCCAUGCUCACCUGGUCCUCCAAGCCGAUGACAACUUCACAGACAAUGACUGGCAAAAUGAAACGCAGCUGUUCGAAAUGUUUGAGUACGACAACCAAAGCGAAAAUUACACUACUGAGAAUUACGCGGAAUCCGAUAUGGAAACGACAGAGGUGCUGGAAAACUCUAGCAUUGGACAAAAGGCUGACAAAAGUGGCAACAAUGCCAAAAUUGAAUUUCCAUUUGAAGAGUUGCGACAACAUCGGCACUAUGCCCGUUUUGUCUUCAUGGUUUUGCUUUUACACAUUGCCGUUGUGGGAGUUGGCAUAACUGUCUACUGCUGUGUGUUCUGCAACGUGAGGACCUGGAAAAGGCGAACGAGGUUAGAGGCACAUCGACGUCUGCAAAUGACUAGCCUGCAGUCCCCGCACAUUCCCAAUGACCGCGAUUGCCCGUGCAAAGGAUGCAUUUUGGCCAGGGAAAUGCUGCAGAGUUUAAUCAUGCAGCAACUGCAAGAACUGGCCGAAUGCUGACCCAGAAUGCCCUUUUGGGAAGAAUUUAUUUGCAAAAAUAUAUGAGAACAAAUCCCAUGCAUGAAUUUGGCAGCUGAAUGCAACUAUCGAAUGACAUUGAUGCUGAUAAAAGGGAGCAGAUAUCCGUAAUUUGUG